CAUUGAACCGACUAUGUAGACUGAGAUAACGGAAGUAAGGACUGGAGCUGGGGCUUUGUGAUGGUCGAUUUGCCCGAGUCUCUUGAGCCUUAGUCAGACCCCGUGAAGAAAGUGAGCUUCAACCAUCCUCCCCCGUCUUACCCGCUAGGAUGGAGGCGAAACGGAAAGAACUGCGCAAGUCUUUAAGGAUCAAAGUAAUCUCCAUGGGUAACGCCGAGGUUGGCAAGAGCUGCGUUAUCAAGCGAUACUGUGAGAAGAGAUUUGUGCCCAAAUAUCUUGCAACAAUUGGCAUUGAUUAUGGUGUCACCAAAGUGCAAAUUAGAGACCGAGAAAUCAAAGUGAAUAUCUUUGACAUGGCUGGACACUCCUUCUUUUAUGAGGUGCGCAAUGAAUUUUACAAAGACACUCAGGGUGUAAUCCUAGUGUAUGAUGUUGGGCAAAAGGAAUCAUUUGAUGCCCUUGACUUAUGGCUUGCUGAAAUGAAACAAGAACUUGGACCGCAUGGAAACAUGGAGAACAUUGUUUUUGUGGUUUGUGCCAAUAAGAUUGACUGUGCCAAGCUGCGCUGUGUGGAUGAAAGUGAAGGACGACUGUGGGCAGAAAGCAGAGGCUUUCUUUAUUUUGAAACCUCUGCACAGACUGGAGAGGGAAUUAAUGAGAUGUUCCAGACGUUCUACUCAGCCAUUGUUGAUUUAUGUGAUAAUGGUGGAAAGCGCCCCACAGCCAGCACAAACAACAGUUUCACUAAGGAACAAGUAGACACUAUCCGGAGGAUUCACAGCAGCAAGGAUAGCUGGGAUAUGUUGGGUGUCAAACCAGGGGCUACAAGGGAUGAAGUAAACAAGGCCUAUCGGAAAUUGGCGGUGCUCCUCCACCCAGAUAAGUGUAUGGCUCCAGGCAGUGAGGAUGCCUUCAAAGCUGUGGUCAAUGCACGGACUGCCUUGCUCAAAAACGUCAAGUAAAACACCAGAAGAUGCAGCUUUCACCAACAGCAAGUGAUCAAAGCUAUUCUGAGAGAGCUGGUACUGAGGCAUCAAGAAUUGCCUCCUGCAAAGGACAAUGGAAGCAAAUCACAGAAAAUCCCUAAAGGCAAUUUUCCUUCACUAUCUACUCUCAGAACUGUUUUCUGUAUUACUACAAAUAGCUCGAUACAGGAGGCUUCUCUGAGGUGGACUUCCAAACCCAUCUGAAUGGCUCAGGAACAGUAACAGCAGUAAUAUCUUGUCCUUUCUUUUCCCCUGCAGAAAAGUUGGCCUUGGACUGAGAUGACUCUAAAUACAUAUCUUCUAUAUAGAAUUACUUAUUUCAGUAUUGUUCAUUAUUUUCUCAAAACUGAUGCUGAUAUUCAGCCUCUAAUUAAGCAUUUAGUUGUUCCUCUUUGUCCUACACUGGAAUUUGCUUUUUCCAUUCAAACUUUUCAGAUCACUUCCUUAGUAAGUGGUUAAAGAAUUGCUGCUUUUUCAAACAGAAGUUGGAAAAAUAGAACAUGGUGGCUGGGAUCAAAACAGUAGUAGCCACUGUGAGUUGUUGAUGGGACAGACAAUGCCCCCUACAAAAUGAGUUAGGUGGUAGGUUGAUUUACUCAUUAUUUGAGUCAUACUGUUCUAGGAGUGUUUACUUUGUGUAUACUUUGAACCUCCCUGGAGCUAGCAAGGAACAUAAACCUCACCAUAUGGGGGAUUCAGUCACACAGUAGCCGAGUUCUUAGUAUGUUCUCCCUUUUCCUCCCCAAAUCCAAAUUAAAUGAGGGAAGAAGGGAAGAGAGGAAGGAAAUGCUAAAUGUAUGUAUUCAAGUACGAUUAAAAGGGCCCUUGAAUUGAAAGAGACAGGGUGAAACAAAA
Molecule: messenger RNA, 1841 nt
Organism: Candoia aspera
Lineage: Eukaryota; Metazoa; Chordata; Lepidosauria; Squamata; Candoiidae
Gene: DNAJC27
Product: DnaJ heat shock protein family (Hsp40) member C27
Exons: 7
Coding region: 150-962 (270 amino acids)
Biological process (GO): phagosome-lysosome fusion
Cellular component (GO): late endosome; lysosome; phagocytic vesicle
Molecular function (GO): GTP binding; GTPase activity
Source: RefSeq, a predicted model, not a curated record